AUGGGCGAGAAUAAACCGGUUGAGUUCAAAAAGCACACUUCCAUCGUCAUUUUCGGGGCGUCGGGCGACUUGUCCAAGAAAAAAACGUUCCCAGCAUUGUUCGGGCUGUUCAGAGAGGGAUAUCUGGACGCAAGCUGCAAAAUUAUAGGGUUUGCACGUUCCAAGCUUUCGGACGAUGAUCUCAGAAAGAAAAUUGAACCUAACCUCAAGAAACCCAACGGUGAGAAGGACACAGAAAAAGUGACCCAGUUUUUGCAGAUGGUCACGUACAUCUCGGGACCCUACGACCAAAGCGAGGGCUACGAAAAAUUGCGCAAAGCGUUCGAGGACCACGAAAAGGAAAACAAGGUCGAACGCCCCAACAGGCUUUUCUACCUGGCGCUGCCACCAAGCGCCUUCGUUUCAGUGUGCAAAGAGAUCAAGAAGACCGUGUACGCCGAAAACGGGGAGAACAGAGUGGUUGUCGAAAAGCCAUUCGGCCACGACCUGGACUCCUUCCGUGAGCUUCAAAACGACCUUGCUCCGCUCUUCAGCGAAGACGAGCUUUUCAGAAUCGACCACUAUCUCGGCAAGGAAAUGGUUAAGAACCUCGUACUCAUUAGAUUCGGCAACACAUUUUUGAACGCCGCAUGGAACAAAGAAAAUAUUCAAAACAUCCAAAUUUCCUUCAAGGAGCCAUUCGGGACGGAAGGCCGUGGUGGCUAUUUCGACGAAAUCGGUAUCAUAAGAGACGUGAUGCAAAAUCACCUGCUGCAGAUCCUGACUUUGCUCACCAUGGAACGCCCAGUUGCCUUCGACGCGGAGUCCGUCCGUGAUGAGAAGGUGAGAGUCCUCAAAGCGUUUGCCCCAAUAGACACAAAUGAUAUUUUGACCGGUCAAUAUGGUCCAUCAGAAGACGGUUCCAAACCAGGCUAUCUAGACGAUGACACUGUCGACCCAAAAUCCAAGUGCGUCACCUUUGCCGCUAUUGGAUUCAAAAUUCAAAACGAGCGCUGGGACGGUGUUCCUAUCGUUAUGAGAGCCGGUAAAGCUCUAAACGAAGGCAAAGUGGAAAUCAGAAUUCAGUUCAAAGGUGUUCCAUCCGGCAUGUUUAAUGAAAUUGCUCACAACGAAUUGGUCAUCAGAGUGCAACCUGACGAAGCCAUUUACUUGAAAGUCAACAGCAAGACUCCUGGUCUUUCGACUAGCUGCCAAGUUACGGAGCUAGACUUGACAUACGCAAGACGGUACAAGGACUUCUGGAUACCUGAAGCUUACGAGGCAUUGAUAAAGGACGUUAUGACCGGCGACCAUUCCAAUUUUGUAAGAGACGACGAACUGGAUGUCAGCUGGAAACUUUUCACCCCACUUUUGAACCAUUUAGAAGGCCCAGAUGCCCCAACUCCAGAAAAAUACGCCUAUGGAUCUAGAGGGCCUAAAAACUUGGUGAAAUUCCUCGAAAAUCACGACUAUGUUUUCGAAGAUAGCAACCUGUACCAAUGGCCUGUGUCUACGCCUGGUGUAGCAUCAAACAACUCGAAAAUUUGA
This is a messenger RNA of Lachancea meyersii CBS 8951, 1527 nucleotides long. Lineage: Eukaryota; Fungi; Ascomycota; Saccharomycetes; Saccharomycetales; Saccharomycetaceae. The record is from the annotation of a GenBank genome assembly.